GUGUGUGUGUGUAGUGUGUGUGCGUCAAUGUCAAUAAGCAACCGAACGUAAAUAACUCAUCAACGUGCGAGUGCGUAUUAUUGUUCUAUCUAUUGCGUGAGAAUGUAAUGUACGGAGGGUAUAUAUCGCGUUUCCUCUUGUGACACCUUCUGCCAUGUAUUCACGCGUGACAAACGUGCACGGGCUGAGAAACACUGAACGUUUGCGUAACUUUGCGUAUGUAGAAUAUCUUUUCGAGAAGAUAAUAAAUAAUUGCAACGUUGAGAAAUGCAACAAACGUUAUCGCAAAAGCAAACUUCUGUUGUCUACAACGAACGUAUGUAUGUUUGUAUAACAGAGGAGACACGUGUAAAGGGAAAAAACUAAACUUGAAUUUGUCCUAAUUGAUAAAGUGAGAAUCCCGAAGAUUGAAUUGCACAAUGCUAAAUACAUUCACAACUAUGGCACAAUCUACUUCUGCAAGCAGUUCUGGACUGCCGAGUCCAACUGAAGCAUUGGAUGACAAUUCGAAUAAAUUGACCACAUAUCUGCGUCAACUUGCUGGAAAUUAUGAGAUGGAUGUUGAUAUAAUAGUCAAAGAUCAUUGCUACGCCAAACCCUGGAACUGGAAACCAGAGAACAAUUACGCAAAGCCUGUAAAGAAGUUGUUUUUCUCAAAGAAUACUACAAUAAGCAGUAAACAUAGAAAAGACGAAGAAAUCAAUGUGGUGGACAUUGACGAUAAGCCACUGACACUGCCAUUUGACUUAACGAAAGCUCAGAAUUCAAUGGACGAAUUCCAACGUUUAGUGAGUAACGUACGCCUAGAAGAAGACGAAGAUUGGGAGGAAAAAAUAGACAAAACUUUGUGGUCUUCGGUUCAGAAUCGAAUAUUCAGCAAAGUGACUCGAAUAUUGAAUACGGAGAGGCUCGCGAGACUAUCCAAGACGAAGACCACAUCCGAGCCAAUUUUUCGAAGAAUGUCUAUAGAUAUUGCGGCAAGACAAUUUCGAGAAACAUUAGCGUCAAUUGUAUGGGACUGGAGAUUGGCUCAAUGGCUGCAUAAUUUGUUGUUUGAACAUCUCUCACAGGAAUACUUGAUUAUUUAUCUCGACAUUCUGCAAUCUUUGAGACAAAAGAUUCCUCAAUUGAUCGAUAAGAUGAUCGCGGUGCAACCGAACAUUAUAACCAAAGCCGGUUCGAUAACGUGGGAAACACUCGGAUCAUACUUGAAACGAUCGUGGGACCCAGUUGCAUCAAGUUUGAACGGAAUUAAACUCAAGGAAUUACCUGGAAAUCCGAUCUUAAUAGUAGUACCUUUCGGUAUAACGUCGACCGGUAUAACGUCGUCCAUUUCGAUGCGUCAACAGAAGUGGAUCGCGCAGCUGCGAAUGCUGGGCACGGUGUUCGCCUUUCAUAAUUACAAUCACAAUCACAAUCAUAUAGGAUUGGCGGCCAACAGAAUGACCAUGAUGGUGUGCAUAGAUCAAUUGGUUCAGGCCACGAGGGCGAAGUUACAAAGCAUCAGAAGCGAAUAUCCCGGCAGACCGAUCGUACUCGUAGGUUUUAACACUGGUGCAGCUCUUGCUUGUCAGAUAGCACAAAUGGAACACGUAAAUGCCGUAAUCUGCAUCGGAUUUCCUUUCACGACGGUUGAGGGAAAACGAGGCACACCGGACGACAUGUUAAUGGACCUUCGUUGUCCUGUGAUGUUCAUUAUCGGUCAAAACGCCACCCUCGUCAGACCGGACGAUCUGGAAGAUCUUCGAGAGAAGAUGAUGGUCGAGACGAGUCUAGUGAUUGUCGGCACGGCUGACGAUUAUCUCAGAAUAUCCACGUCUAAGAAGAUGCUUGAGGGCAUUACGCAGAGCAUGGUAGACCGAUAUAUAUUGGAUGAGAUUGGCGACUUUAUCGGUAGCAUCUUGUUGCAACCGAAUCCGCUACCACUGCGACCAACGAUAUCGACCAACUGUGACAACAAGAACAAGAAGGAGUCUCUCAGACGUAGAAAUUCAACGAGCAGUUCCGUGGAGAGUGAGCCUAAUUCGCCGAUCGUAAAGAAAUCCCGACCGAACUCGCCGAUAUCCUCCGCCAUGCUGUCGGUCGGAAUGAACGCGACGACGAGCUUGACUCCCAAAGUCAACACGCAAAUUACCCCGGUUCAAGGGAGCGUACAACACGCAAAUCAUACUUCCGCGGUGAGACGGAAACGACCCGCGAACAAUCAGAAAAAUCAAUUACCUGAACAUUUAAAGACCGCUAGAGUAACUGGGCAGACAAAUAUUGCCGCAGAAAACGGUUUGACGCUUAAUAUCGGUUCAUUAGCGAGUUUAGCGCCUAUAGGACCGAUACGUUUAGCACCGAGUACGGCGAGUCAAUCUGCGACCACCAUGUCAAAAGCGUCUAAUGUAUCCAGAUCGUCGGCCACAUCCGCCAAAGUGCCGAAGAUCAUUUCGAAUGUGCCGCUACAGGGCACGAAGAUCAAAACGUUAAUACCUGCUAACAAGUCUUACUCGAAUGUGGUGUCGAGUAAUUUCAGACAUGUGAACGCAUCCGACAAGAACGCAGAUACGAAAUUGGUGAACGUUAUCACUGCGGGUAGUCAGAUCAGAAUCAAUACGAAUUCUGGAGCGGGAAGCGGUAAACCCGUUGCAACAACAAGCGCCACGUUGUCGAAUCUUCUACAAAGCGGAAAAAAUCCUGCUCCGUUAACGAGUACCACCUCCUCCGCUCGUGUGUCGUCGGCUUCCAGCAUUUUGUUAACGACCACCAGCUCGCCGACGAAUAACGUAACGCCAUCCACGUCGACAGUCUCAAAAGCGACAGAGGAGAUGGGAAUGAGCUGUGACUCGCAAGUAUUGGAUAUACCCAAGUCGGCCUAUGUACCACGACAAGAAACCGCACCCAGUAACACGGAUAAUAACACGUCGUGCAGUAACAUAGUCAUUGUCGAGAAUUCCCUUCACAACAGGAGCGCGCCCUCGGUAAUAGUUCCGUUGAAUAAUCAAAGUUCCGGCGGCGUACUACCGAUAUCCAACAAGCUGAAGGUUUCCCACAAGUCGGUGAAAACUAUGCCGAAGAUCACAGUGAACGCCACCAACUUACAGAGGCUUCAGAAAGCGAAGCCUCAAAAUAUUCAGAAAACUAUAGCGAACGAUCUUGACGAUGAUCUGGGAAACAUACUGGACAUACCGAUAAUAUUUGCCAAAGACGAUGACAAUUUGAAUAACAUCGACAAGAUACCGGUCGUGACGCAAACCGCGCUGAUCAAGGAUCCCCAGGAGAGACCCAAGUUGAACAGCACCACCAAGGUUGUUCUGAUAAGUAACAAACAGGACAACAAGCUGCAACAGACCCCGAGCAAGAUCGGAGCGACUUCCACACCGGCCGUUAUAUGUCCCAAUAUGACUGUGCAGAAUCUAAAUCAACUGAUAUUGCAGACUCAGUCGCAGAACAACAGCAUCCCGGCGAAGAGCAGAAUUGGAAUGCCGUUGGAAAAUCGACUGAUGCAACCGGUGAAGUACACGAAAAUUAUUUUGGCAAAGAGAAGCACGCAGAUCGCUCAGCAGAACGAGCAAGUGAUACUGACGAAGAACACGGAAGACGCGAGUGCGCCGAAAAUCCUGACCUUCAAGGACGAUUACAGAUGCGUGCAAACGCAAUCUUCCAAAACGUCGAGUAGUUACGACGAUUCUCUCGCGGACGACGUACUCGAGAUUGAAGACGCUAUUAAGACGAAUAUUAUCGAGCGCAAAUACACGCCCGCGCCCACAAUCGAAGAAACAUCACCUUCAGCUGUUGGCGACAAUGAUUGCGAUGUCUUGAACAAGGUGGACGAGAAGAAACACGCAAGUUUAGAAGAGUCUGCUUUUGACAGUGCGAGUAAAGUAAAAUAAAAGAAAAUACACAUGUAUAGUAUUUCAGAGUAAUACUAAAGAUACAUAGCAAAAUGAAUUAAACAGAUUAAUAUUAAUAUAUUAAAAAAAAAAAAGAUUAUACAUAUAAUAUAUAUAUAUACUAUAUAUUAUAUACAUAAUUGAAGUA
Molecule: messenger RNA, 4023 nt
Organism: Pseudomyrmex gracilis
Lineage: Eukaryota; Metazoa; Arthropoda; Insecta; Hymenoptera; Formicidae
Gene: Rcd1
Product: KAT8 regulatory NSL complex subunit 3
Exons: 8
Coding region: 420-3875 (1151 amino acids)
Biological process (GO): positive regulation of transcription by RNA polymerase II
Cellular component (GO): NSL complex
Source: RefSeq, a predicted model, not a curated record